Molecule: messenger RNA, 2087 nt
Organism: Acomys russatus (golden spiny mouse)
Lineage: Eukaryota; Metazoa; Chordata; Mammalia; Rodentia; Muridae
Gene: Myef2
Product: myelin expression factor 2
Exons: 17
Coding region: 119-1894 (591 amino acids)
Biological process (GO): regulation of mRNA stability involved in response to oxidative stress
Cellular component (GO): post-mRNA release spliceosomal complex; cytoplasm; nucleus
Molecular function (GO): mRNA binding
Source: RefSeq, a predicted model, not a curated record
GAUCCGGGCCGCCGAGCGCUCGGGGCCUUUUCAAAUCGCGAUCCUUUACCGCUCUGCCGGCCGCCGCCAUUGUAGCGCUCGGAGCCCUCAGCGCGGCCGAGGCGGAGCCCGCGGCGGGAUGGCCGACGCCGACAAGCCCGAGGCGGCCGCGGGCGACGACGGCCCGCAGCAGCAGCCGGCCGAGCCCCGGCGAGACCCGCACCCCACCGAACCCGAGAAACCGCCGCGCAGCAGCGCCAACGGCGUUAAAAUGGAGAAUGAUGAAUCAGUGAAAGAAGAAAAAUCUGAUUUAAAAGAGAAGUCUACAGGAAACAAGAAGGCCAACCGAUUUCAUCCCUAUUCAAAAGAUAAGAAUUCGGGCAUGGGAGAAAAGAAAGGCCCAAAUCGGAACAGAGUGUUCAUUAGCAACAUCCCCUAUGACAUGAAAUGGCAGGCUAUUAAAGACUUGAUGAGAGAAAAAGUUGGUGAGGUUACAUACGUGGAGCUCUUUAAGGAUGCGGAAGGAAAAUCAAGGGGUUGUGGUGUGGUUGAAUUCAAAGAUGAAGAAUUUGUAAAGAAAGCAUUAGAAACUAUGAACAAAUAUGACCUUAGUGGGAGGCCUCUGAAUAUUAAGGAGGAUCCUGAUGGAGAAAAUGCUCGCCGUGCACUGCAGCGAACAGGAACCUCAUUUCAAGGAUCACAUGCCUCUGAUGUGGGAUCUGGGUUGGUGAAUUUGCCACCUUCCAUUCUCAAUAAUCCAAACAUACCUCCUGAGGUUAUCAGCAAUUUGCAGGCUGGUAGACUUGGCUCUACAAUUUUUGUUGCUAAUCUUGACUUCAAAGUUGGUUGGAAGAAACUAAAGGAGGUGUUCAGCAUAGCUGGAGCUGUAAAGCGGGCAGAUAUUAAAGAAGACAAGGACGGCAAGAGCAGAGGCAUGGGCACUGUCACUUUUGAGCAAGCAAUCGAAGCAGUUCAAGCCAUUUCCAUGUUCAAUGGGCAGUUUUUAUUUGAUAGACCUAUGCAUGUGAAAAUGGAUGACAAAUCUGUCCCUCAUGAAGACUACCGUUCACAUGAUAGUAAGACAUCACAGUUACCUCGUGGUCUUGGAGGCAUUGGAAUGGGACUUGGUCCAGGUGGACAACCUAUUAGUGCCAGCCAGUUGAACAUCAGUGGUGUAAUGGGAAAUUUGGGUCCAAGUGGUAUGGGAAUGGAUGGUCCGGGUUUUGGAGGAAUGAAUAGAAUUGGAGGAGGAGUUGGGUUUGGUGGUCUGGAAGCAAUGAAUAGCAUGGCAGGAUUUGGUGGAGUUGGCCGAAUGGGAGAGCUAUACCGUGGUGCAAUGACUAGUAGCAUGGAGCGAGAUUUCGGACGUGGUGAUAUUGGAAUAAAUCGAGGCUUUGGCGAUUCCUUUGGUAGACUUGGCAGUGCAAUGAUUGGAGGGUUUGCAGGAAGAAUAGGAGCUUCUAACAUGGGUCCAGUAGGAACUGGAAUAAGUGGCAGCAUGAGUGGCAUGAGCACUGUGACUGGAGGCAUGGGCAUGGGACUGGACCGCAUGAGCUCCAGCUUUGACAGGAUGGGACCAGGGAUUGGAGCAAUACUGGAGAGGAGCAUUGAUGUAGAUCGAGGCUUUUUAUCAGGUCCCAUGGGAAGUGGAAUGAGAGACAGAUUAGGCUCCAAGGGCAACCAGAUAUUUGUUAGAAAUCUUCCAUUUGACUUGACUUGGCAGAAAUUAAAAGAGAAAUUCAGCCAAUGUGGUCAUGUAAUGUUUGCAGAAAUAAAGAUGGAGAAUGGCAAGUCAAAAGGCUGUGGGACAGUUAGGUUCGAAUCCCCAGAGUCAGCUGAAAAGGCCUGCAGAAUAAUGAAUGGCAUCAAAAUCAGUGGCAGGGAAAUCGAUGUUCGCUUGGAUCGUAAUGCAUAAUUUCAAGCAUGGUUGGACCAUUCCUUCAUCUGUUUAUUAAAUCUCCUAGUAAAAGUCAUUUUUUAGUAAUGUUGUAUGCUUACAAAUGCUGUAAAAAUGAACUUUUAAAACUCCCACCAGCUUUUAACAGUAUAAUGUUGAAAAAUAUACUGUGAUUUUCAUUAUCUCAAGUUUGAGUUUCUAAAGACGGCAA